CACUUUUUUACACUAACUUAACAUAGCCUCGUUACUGAAAGAAACUGGUUCGAGCCCCUGCUAACUCAAUCAUUUUCCCCAACCCGAGGGUAGUUUCUCUGAUGGCGGUAUUUUGUCACACUUGCAAGUAUUUUUUAGUGAAUUGUGCUGCUUCAUGUUAUUGUUGCCCCAACAAAUUGCGUUCCCCAAAAGUCGGUGGAUCUCGUUCGCGUGAGGAGCUCAGCGCUCUGUUAGCGGCAAUUCGAAAAGACAAACUCCACGCCAAUACGGUUCGUUCAAAUCGCCGCUGCAAACGCACAAACACCUUAAACGCCAAACGCACGUAAAUUGCGAGUAAUCAACCAGAUAAUAAAAAUGUGUAAACAGCUGUGUGUAGCUCGUUAAAAUAUAUUGUUUAUAUUCUUAAUCGGGAUGCUAGAAGCCUGAGGCUGCUAAAAAUAUUUGCCGUGGGUGUUUGUGUUUUUUCGCCAAGACCCCCCUCAUUUUUGCCGAAAGGAGCGUGGGAAUUACAGCGUGCGUGUAUUAGUGUUUUGUGUAUAACAUGGAUAUUAAGAAUUUCGCAGAUGAAUCCUUUUCACGACAAAUUAUAGUAUUGCCCUAAUGCACUUUUGAAUUUUCAAAAAGAGAGGGGAGAAUAAAGUGAAGAAAAAGUGGACAGAGCAAGGAUAACGUAUUAGUCAUCGCUGGCAGCGACGUCGACUGCGCAGUCGGCAGCGCAUCCUGGCUGCCUGUGCGGGUGUGCGUGCGUGUGUGUGUCUCUCUAUUUUUGAAUUUCCGCCGGUUUCUGCACAACAACAACAAAAGCAACAGAGCGGAGAGAAACAGUGGCCGUGCGACAAAAACAACAACUUGUUUGUUUGAUCCCUGAAAGAGAGCAAGGAAGAGAGCGAGCAGGAUGGAGCGAAAGUUUACGCGCGGCUUAAAUAAGCUCGGCUCAGCGGUGCAAAUGAGAGAGAAUGUCUCUCAGCUGGUGCGAGAGAGCGCGGUUUUGAUGAACUGCACUGGCCGCUAUCAGCGUAGCCCCUCCAUUGCGAACAAGCCACUCGUGGUGGAGCCGAUCGAUUUUGAAGCAUUUAUAGCCAAAAAUAAAACUGUUAUCCAAAAUGAUCCGCAGAGGGAGUUACUCAUCUGUCCCACAGAUGAUGUAUCGGAGAUUAUCAUGCCCCGCAAGCAGCGAACCAAUGCCAAAUCUGUGGCGGACAGAUUCGAUCCUCCCAAUGAGGCGAUUGUGUGUCCCCUUCAUGGUCCUUCCAUGAUAACGAAUGGAAAUGGACACAGUCAAGUGAGUCGGCAGGGUAGCAUACAGUCGAAUGGAAGCCACCACAACGGAAAUGGUAAUGGGCACACAAGCAGCAGUAGUAGCAGCAGCUUGAGCAAUUCCAAUGGACACGGUCAACUCUCCAGAAAGAGUUCACAGUGCUCGAAUGGCUCCUCCAGUCACAAGGAUUCCUCAUAUGAGUCAGCCCUGUCGUCGAUUACACUCCGAUCGAAUUUGGCUCAGCCGGAGGAGGUGGAUGAGUUUGCGGACGAUGGAAACGGCGAGGAUUUAGUCGAUGGACAGCCUCACGGAUCCAGGGCUGAGUGCACCAGAUUCACACGGCAGGCUCUCUACACAUACAGGGCUAAGAAUCACUUGAUCCACUAUAAAUAUAAUGCCUACGGUGGAAACUGUCACGAUCUACCCAGCAUAUCGCCUGCUGAGGAAUUGGUGGAAGAGGUCUAUGAAAUCGAUGCGGAUCAGGAUCGCAUUGACGAGCAGAUGACUCGCUCACAGGCGGACACCAUUACCAAGCAGGGAUAUCUACUAAAAGGACCCGAUUCGGCCUCAGAUCGAAUGUUUGCCAAUAUUGGCAAUAAAUCGUUUAAACGACGCUACUGCUAUCUGCGACAGGAGAUAGAUGGAACAUAUAUAUUGGAACUGCACAAGGACGAGAAACAGGGCGAAGCCAAAGCCACAAUAGUAAUGGACUUUUGCACAGAUGUGGUUCAGAAUCCCAAACGUGGUCGCUUUUGUUUCGAGCUCCGCAUGACGACGGGUCAUAAAUCCUUCACCUUGGCUGCCGAAAACGAACAGGACUUUAAGGACUGGCUCAGCAAGAUUUCAUCGGUUUUGGCCCAAAAUCGCGCACAAGAGGAGAAGCGAAAUGCUUCACUGGAGCGGCACCCAUCUAUUGGCUCGAAUCCAAGCCCACAGCUCCAGCCACCCGCAAUGGACCCCCCUACCUUUGGCACUUUGAAGGGCUUAGAUCAAUCACUUCAUCCCCAAUUGAUGAAGUAUGGACGAGAAACGGAUCACUCGAUAGCUUUGGCAAGAAGGGAACAGCGCCGCCGGCUGUUUGCUUGCUAUCAGUCACCAGUCAAGGGCAGCGGUAGCGAUAAUGUAGAGCAGUAUCGAGAGCACUUUGGCACACGGUUACUGCUCACCUGUCACAACCUGCGUUUCCGGCUGCAGUGCAUUCCCCAGGACGAGGGCUCCGCGGGUGGAGUCGAACAGCAGGUGGAACCCUAUAUCACCAGCCUGGCAUUGUUCGAUGCCAAGGCAAACCGAAAAUUAAGCGAGAACUUUUACUUUAAUGUAAAUGAGCAGUGGGCAGCCCAAUUAUUACCGAAUACCCCGGUACCUUCGUCAGUCGCUGGUUGUGGAGUCCCUAGAAAGUCAGCGGAGGGCGAUGAAAGGAGCUCUGCUUGCCAGGCUCCACAUUCCCUGUUCGAUGGAGUGUCUGCCGAGCUGUUGCGAUCCAAUCGACAGCAAUUUCAGCAAAUGAGGCAAUGUCUGCUUUCCGUGACAGCUCCACAUGCAGAUAUAUAUUUGGUUGUGCGCAUAGAGAAAAUACUGCAAUCAGGAAUAGCCCAGGUUGCCGAACCGUAUCUCAAAGCUGGCAAGGAUCCAAAGCUAGGCCAAAAAGUCUACAAAGCGGCGAAGAGCUAUGCUCAACAUAUUGGACAUUACCGGCAGCCUUUUGCCUGGGCAGCAAGACCGCUCUUCAAGCAAUACAGUCACGAAUUGGAUGUAGAUCCCAAAAGGGAGUUUGAGUUCAGUCCCAUUUAUCGCCAGGAGAUACCCAAACUGAAAGAUGAGGAACUUCUUAAGCUUUUGGUCGAUUAUCGCAAACCUGAAAAACUGAGCAAACUAACAAUUAUUCCUGGCAGUCUUAAGAUGCAGAUGCAGUUCCUGGACCAAACCACACCUUGCAGCUUAAGCAAAUCGCUGGCACCCUUGUCCACCUUUAGCCCAUCUUCCAAACAACCGCCCACUGUAGAAGUGGCCGAAUUCCAAAGCCAAAGUGAACGGGAUGCACACCCUUAUACCAGUUUCUGUAACCACCUCUAUGUGUACCCACUGAGUUUGCAGUUCGACAGUCAGAAACUGUUCUCAAGAGCCAGGAAUAUUACGGUCGUGGUGGAGCUACGUGAUGGCGAUGGGGAGUACAGCAAACCCUUAAAGUGCAUAUAUGGUCGUCCUGGUCAGGAUCUUUUAGUGUCUCAGAUUGCCUGCCCGGUGCUGCAUCACAAUGUAACGCCCACCUGGUACGAGGAAAUCAAGCUACGUCUACCGCUGGGACUAUUUCCGGAACACCACCUGCUCUUUUCCUUCUACCAUGUGUCAUGUAAUCUCAGCAAGAAAAGGGAUGCGCAUGCGGCGUUCGAAACACCUAUUGGCUAUGCGUGGUUGCCAUUGCUUCAGAAGAAUCGGAUAUGCCUGGAGGAACAACAGCUUCCGGUGGCUGCCACAUUGCCAGUCGGCUAUCUAUCCAUCCAACCCUUGGGAUGGGGCAAAGGGCAGAACUGCGGUCCGGAUAUCCAGUGGAUCGACAACCAGAGGAAUUUAUAUACGGUGGGACUGCGUAUGGAUUCCACGGUUCUGACUGCCGAUCAGCACUUGCACAACUUUUUUGGACACUGUGAAAGAUUGCUGGAGGGGGGCAAAACUGGAGCAGUGCCAGCGGAAACGGAAACCUGCAAGAUCUUGAAAGCUGCCCACGCCAUUGAUAUGAAUUCGUUGAUUAACUAUUUACCCACGGUUCUCAAUGAGCUGUUUACUCUGCUAGUUCACACUCAGUCGGAAGAAAUCGGCUUGAAUGUAAUCCGCUUGAUUACAAACAUCAUCCAUUUGAUCAGUGAUCAGGCGAAAAGAUCCGAUCUCUUGGGAGCCUAUGUAAAAUACGUAUUUCACGCACCCUACUACAGCCAACAAACUGCUAGGCAAAGGACUGUUCAUGGAGAACUCUGCAAGCAUUUGCCCUACCUCCUUAAUCCUAGCAAUCCGGAUUUCCUCAUCGUGAACAAGUUCAUGAGAUACUCGUCGAUAUUCUUUGAUCUGAUUAUAAAAAGCAUGGCUCAGCACUUGUUGACCACCGGUAGGAUUCGAAUGCUCCGCAACGAGCGGUUUCCCAAGGAAUAUGGGGAUCGUGUGGAACAGUUGAUUAAGGCACUAAUGCCCUACAUAACCACACGAUUUGAGGAUUUAAGUGAGGAAACUCAUUUGUUGAAUCGAUCUUUGGCCAAGUUUGUUCGCCAGUGUCUGAGCUACAUGGACCGAGGAUUUGUCUUUCGCUUGAUCCGCUGUUAUAUGGCAGAAUUUUCGCCUGGUAAUCCGAGGAUACUUCACGAAUACAAGUUCAACUUUUUGCAGGAGAUCUGCCAGCAUGAGCAUUAUGUGCCACUUAAUCUGCCAUUUGUUUUGAAUCCAAAGAACAGACCUCCUGAGAUGAUGCAGCACUUCACUCUUUCCGAACAAUUCUGUAGGCAACAUUUUCUUUCCGGAUUACUACUCCAGGAACUGAAAAGUAGCCUCAAUGAAGUGGGUCAUGUAAGGAGACAUGCGCUUGGCAUUUUCAAAGAUCUCUUGGCCAAACACGAGUUGGAUAACCGAUAUCAGCAGAAAGGUCAGCUCUCAAGGAUUGCCCUGCUCUAUGUUCCGUGGUUGGGCGUCGUGAUGGACAACAUCCAUCGUAUUGAUGAUUUAUCGGAGUCUGGAGCUUGUACGCCCAAUGGACACGUUUAUGCGGACUCCGCUUCCUAUACUAAGCGCUUGAGUUGUUCAAGUAGCUAUGUGUUCAGCAAGGACUCUUCCACUUUUGGCUCUUUGACGUCGACGCCGCGUUCAAAGAAUCGUCUGACUAUACACUGUGAUCAAGCGAGUCCAUACCGCACCUCGGUUCACAUGAAGGAGCACAACUAUCUGGCCGCUAUCGCUGGACAACCCAUUAGCAAUGGGAUCUCAAAUCUCUCACUAAAUUCAAAUACGGACUCGGGGCACUCUCAGGACACCACCACAAUAGGAGCCUAUACGAAUGGAGACACAGAUGUGGCCCUACGAAAUGGGCACAAUCGCUCAGUGAGUGUUACCCAUGCACAGAUCCUGUCCCGCUGCGAUAAGUUCAGUUCUGUGGAAAGCAAGGAUCUUCUCCUGGGCUUUCUUUUCAUCAUUAAACACCUUUCACAAGAGCAAAUGGUUGGUUGGUGGCAAAACUGCAAUGAAUCCGAGACUCUGCAGUUUCUCUCCAUUCUGGAUCUCUGCCUGCUGCAAUUUCGAUAUGUGGGCAAGAAAAGUGUAGUGAUACCUACAGAAACCCGUCAGGGACGUUUGGCCAAGGCCAACACACUUCCAGCUAGGACUCAACCACCCACAUGCUUGGAAAACGGCAGUCAGGAACAGCAGCCAUCAAGUGGAACCCUGAAUCAAACCCGGGAACACCUAUUAGAGGACAUGGAUACACUAGCUAGAAGUCAGUUGGCUCUCUAUGAAUCGAAUUUGGCCACCGAAGUGGGCAUGAUUAUUUUGGACUGCUUAGGGCUGUAUGUCCUGCAGUUCAGACAACUUUUGGCCGAUAGUUUAGUCCUGCCCAAGGUGGCCAGAGUUUACCUGAGAUUCCUGCAGUUGGGUCAAUCAGAAAGGCUCUCCAAACACGUAUUUGCAGCUCUGCGAGCAUUUAUUAACAACUAUGCAGUGGCCCUUUUCAAAGGAAAUGCCAUGUUGUGUGGUCAGAUGGUUUAUGAGCUCCUUAAGGCCUGCGAUAGUCGCCUAGUGGAGAUUCGCCACGAAUCCUGCGCUGUUUUAUAUCUUCUCAUGCGCAGUAACUUCGAAUUCAGUGGCCGAAAAGCCCUAACCCGCGUACACUUGCAAGUUAUUAUCUCAGUAUCCCAGAUGAUUGGCAACGUAAUUGGACUGAACAAUGCUAGAUUCCAAGAAAGCUUGUCGAUCAUCAAUAGCUAUGCGAAUAGCGAUAAGGCGAUGAAGGGCACAGGCUUUCCUAUGGAGGUCAAAGACCUAACGCGUCGAGUGCGUACUGUACUUAUGGCCACUGCCCAAAUGCAGGCUCAUCAUAUGGAUCCUGAAAGAUUGCUGGAACUGCAGUAUUCCCUGGCCAAUUCGUAUGCCUCGACACCAGAACUUCGCCAUACUUGGUUAGUGACCAUGGCCAGAAAUCACGAGCAGAAUGGGAAUCUGUCGGAGGCUGCCUGUUGCCAUCUCCACAUUGCUGCUUUAAUGUGCGAAUAUCUCCGAUUAAAAGGAGGUUGCACUCUUAGUUGGUCAUCCACUGCAUUCGGAAAGAUAUCUACGAAUAUACCCCUAGAUGAGCAAGGUCUCAAACUGGAUGCCGGUGCUCAGGAUUCCCAGUACACAGAACAAAUGCUUCUGGAGCAGCUUAAGCUAUGUGCUGACUUCUUGGACCGCGCUGAAAGAUUUGAGUGCCUUGGAGAGCUCUACAAACUCAUCCUGCCCAUGUACGAAAGAGAUCGUAGUUACCAGGACCUGGCACACUGCUAUGAGCAUCUCACACAAGCCUAUAAUAAAAUAGUUGAAGUGAAUCGCUCAGGAAAGAGAAUGUUGGGUCGCUUUUACAGGGUUGUAUUUUAUGGAUUGAUGUACUUUGAAGAAGAUCAUGCCAUCGAGUUUGUGUACAAGGAGCCCAAGCUAACAUCACUCAGCGAAAUCUCUGAGCGACUGGCCAAACAGUACAAAGAAAAGUUUGGAGCAGAUGUAGUUAAGAUGAUCAUGGAUUCGUCACCGGUUAAAGUAGACGAACUUGAUGCCAAACUUGCCUACAUACAGGUCACCCAUGUGAUUCCUUUCUUCUCCAAGGACGAGCUAGACCAAAGGCUAAAUGAAUUCGAGCAGAAUCAUGAUGUGGACACUUUUAUGUACGAGACUCCGUUCACCAAAUCGGGUGCAGCCCGUGGCAGCGUAGAAGAACAAUGGAAGCGCAAGACGGUUAUAAAAACUCAAUACUCCUUCCCAUAUGUUCUUAAACGUAUACCCGUAAAGUCCCGUGAAAUCAUAGAACUGAGCCCCAUUGAGGUGGCCAUCGAUGAAAUGCAAUCCAAGGUUUCAGAGCUGGAGGAGAUCAUUCUCCCACCGGCCGAUGUGAAGAAGUUGCAGUUGCGUCUGCAGGGAAGUGUGGCGGUGACUGUAAAUGCUGGUCCUUUAGCAUACGCUCAUGCCUUUCUCGAUGCAAAGGUGGUUAACAACUUCUCAAUGGAUCGCGUCGGAGAUCUAAAGGAUGUUUUUCGCGACUUCAUUGUGGUGUGUCAGAAGGCCCUGUUCCUCAACGAGCGUAUCAUUAGCGCUGACCAGAAGGAGUACCAUCAUGUGCUCAAGGAGAACUACGAGAAGCUGUGCCAGGCGCUCAGUGAGUUGCUGGACGACGAGUCCUUCCAGCCGCUCGGCGACGAUGCCGACAGCAUAAACCAGCGCAACAGCAUGGCUUUGUUCAAUGCGAUCAGUGGCGCCUCCCAUAACUCAAGACCGUAUUUUGUUGAUCAAAAUACCAGCAACAGCACCCAUCACCACAGUUCCCACAUAAACACACAGAACUCCACACACCAUUCAUAACCGAUAACCGAACAAUAUAUUAUGUGCUAAACGACCAGUUCCAUAAGUUCCAGUUAAUCGAUAUUACUUGUUAAUUUGACUACGCUUGAGCGACUAUGAUUUAGAUUCCCAAUUUAUUGUUGUUAGAUUUUUAUGUUGGACAAUUAUAAUUACAAAAAAUAUUUGUAAGAUUUUUCAUAGCAUGCAUGUUACCGAAUGGAGCCCGAAAAUAGUUUUAAAUUUAAGUUUAAAACUUGUAUAUUAUUAUUAUUAUUUUAAUUUGAGUCCUUAAAUUAAUUUUAUUGAGCUAUCGGCUAAUGAUGCACUUAACGCAACCUAUACCAGUUACUUUAUUAGAUAAAAUCUGCUAACUUUGUGUCUUCUUCAGAACUUGAAAUGGCUAAGGAAUCGUUUGAUAAUUUAAUUAUUCCUAAAUGAAAUUAGUUUUAGUGUUAGACAAAUAAGUUCCCGCAAGCAACAGAACUUACCAAAGUAUUCAGAUAAAGGAAAAACCUAUUUAACAGAUCUACGGAUAUAUAUUUACAUACAUGCAUUUUCUAGUGAAAUCGUAUAAUGAACUAAAUACAAAUAUACGCAUUGAAUGUUAAA
Molecule: messenger RNA, 8425 nt
Organism: Drosophila sechellia
Lineage: Eukaryota; Metazoa; Arthropoda; Insecta; Diptera; Drosophilidae
Gene: Ziz
Product: dedicator of cytokinesis protein Ziz
Exons: 15
Coding region: 896-7837 (2313 amino acids)
Biological process (GO): small GTPase-mediated signal transduction; positive regulation of GTPase activity
Molecular function (GO): guanyl-nucleotide exchange factor activity
Source: RefSeq, a predicted model, not a curated record